Dunckerocampus dactyliophorus (ringed pipefish) is the source of this 1085-nucleotide messenger RNA. RefSeq names its product charged multivesicular body protein 5a (gene chmp5a). Gene Ontology annotation, biological process: late endosome to vacuole transport via multivesicular body sorting pathway; vesicle budding from membrane. The record is from RefSeq and is a predicted model, not a curated record. NCBI's taxonomy places the organism in Eukaryota, Metazoa, Chordata, Actinopteri, Syngnathiformes, Syngnathidae. The transcript is spliced from 8 exons. The coding region runs from base 109 to 771 and encodes 220 amino acids. Gene Ontology annotation, cellular component: multivesicular body.
CUCUCACUUCCGGGUGGCUUCAAUGGCGAAAUCCCUUUAACGUUUGGCGAUAUUGUGUGUUUUUAUAAGGAAAACUAACGCUUCGUGUGACAUAAGGACGCUGCAGAGAUGAACAGAAUAUUCGGACGGAAUAAAUCAAAAGGACCACCGCCGAAUUUGUCGGACUGUAUCGGCAAUGUGGAUGCUAGGGGAGAGUCCAUGGAGAAGAAGAUUGGCAGACUAGAGGCCGAACUCGUGAAGUACAAGGAACAGAUGAAGAAGAUGAGAGAUGGGCCUUCCAAGAACAUUGUGAAACAGAAGGCGAUGAGAGUCCUGAAGCAGAAAAGGAUGUAUGAAGGUCAGCGAGAACAGCUGGCUCAGCAGUCUUUCAACAUGGAGCAGGCCAACUAUACCCUUCAGACACUGAAAGACACCAAAUCUACUGUGGAUGCCAUGAGGAUGGGCGCCAAGGAGAUGAAAAGAGCCUAUAAGGAUGUCAAACUGGAUGAGAUUGAUGACCUGCAGGAUCAGUUGGAGGACAUGAUGGAAGAUGCCAACGAGGUCCAAGAGGCUCUGAGUCGCAGCUACGGCACUCCGGACAUUGAUGAGGACGAUCUAGAAGCAGAGCUGGAUGCUCUCGGAGACGAGCUUCUGCUGGAUGAGGACAGCUCUUACCUGGACGAUGCCUCGGCUGCUCCCUCCAUCCCUGAGGGCAUGCCUGGAGAGAGCAAGUCAAACAAAGAAGGUGUCCUGGUGGAUGAGUUUGGCCUACCGCAGAUUCCCGCCACUUAAGACGCAUGCUACACGUUGACUGACAACACUUUAAGUUGAAAUAAUGUAGAUUAACAUUAAUAUUACAUGCAAAAACUAUUUGAGUACGAUAGUGAAACUGGACGAGCAUGUAACCGCGUAACACAUUCAACAUUUUGUUUGCACUGGUCAGUAUUUAUUUGGUUUAACUUAAUUUUGUUGAUUUGGUCAGUAUUUUUGAUGAUUGGGUUAUUAUUAAUUGUGUGUAUGUCAGACCACCUUUGUUUGUCUAAAUUGAGCGUGUCUGCAGAUGAUUUGAAACAUGCAAAUGUUUGAAUUAAAUCUGGAUUUAUUGA